Closterium sp. Yama58-4 is the source of this 1245-nucleotide messenger RNA. The record is from the annotation of a GenBank genome assembly. Lineage: Eukaryota; Viridiplantae; Streptophyta; Zygnematophyceae; Desmidiales; Closteriaceae.
AUGGCGCUCCUGUUCUUCGUCGUUUUCGCGUAUGCGAGCACAAGUACCGUCGAUUGGCCGAUCCUAGCAGCAGCACCAUCAUCUGCUGAAACUCAUCCCGAAGGUCAUCGCAUGCUUAGCAUUCCCACGACCAACAACAGCAGCCAGGGCUACAGCAAGGGCAACAGCAAGGGCAACAGCAGCAACCCUAUUGACCACCAAAAUUCCGAUACAAGCAGCUGUAACACCUCUAGGUUAUGUCAUAACGGUCUUUCAAGCAAGCGGGUCCCACACCUGCUGUGGGGUCUUUUUCAAAGCAUUCCGGAGCAGCAGCUGUCGCAGGCAUCCACAGGUUCGGAGGAUUCACGAAGAGAGGAUAAGGAGAAGGAUAAGGGGAAGGAGGAUAAGGAGAGGGAAGGGCGACAACGAGGGGACCAGAUUUGGCUGGGAAGGGAGGGGAAAGCAGAGGCGGAUUCGCCGUUUUUGAGCCUUGAGUUGCUUCUCCCGUCAGCAAGAGCAGCGGGCAUUUACUUUGUGCGCCGACCAGAGGGGACGGAAGAGGGGGCGGAAGAAGGAGAUGAAGAGGGGGAGGGUGAGGAGCAGCACGAAGAGGAGGAGAGGGAGGAUGACGAGGCGUGGUCACAGUUGCAACAUGAGGCAGCUGCUGUAAGCGGCCGUGCCUCGCAGCAGCACAACCUUUACCAGGACAACCAUCACCCGCCCGCCUUGCCUCACUUGCACCCUCCUCAGUCCCGUUCUCCGCGGCACCGCCUGAGCUUGCUCAAGAAAGCGUUGUCUGAGGAUGACGUGGCACCCCCCUCGCGGCGCCGGCAGCUGAUCAUGAAUUGGCUGAAGGACGCGUUUUCGGAGGACGACAAUGCCGAGGCAACCCGUCCCCGCCGCCAGCUCAUCAUGAACUGGUUAAAGGACGCGUGGGUGCGCAGCGUGGCGUUCCGCCUGAACGGCGACCCGCGGGAGGACCGAUUCCUGGUCGGCAGUCAGCAAGACCAGGGCUACCAUUUGAUCCCUGAGGUUGGGCCCCCGCGAGGACCGAUUCCUGGUGGGCAGUCAACAAGACCAGGGCUGCCAGUGGCAGUGGACGGAUGGGGUGGUUGGACCCAGCUGGCGGAGCCCUUUUGUGCGGAACUUGACAUCGGAUAUGGAUGUGCGCUCACACCCACGCCUGUCACGGGCGACCCUCUUGACUCUCCUCCCUCCCCUUCUCAUCUUCCCAUCCAUCCUUCCCCCCCCCCUCUGCCUCUCUAG